Molecule: messenger RNA, 1358 nt
Organism: Cheilinus undulatus (humphead wrasse)
Lineage: Eukaryota; Metazoa; Chordata; Actinopteri; Labriformes; Labridae
Exons: 5
Coding region: 249-851 (200 amino acids)
Biological process (GO): adaptive immune response
Cellular component (GO): membrane
Molecular function (GO): signaling receptor activity
Source: RefSeq, a predicted model, not a curated record
UUUUGUGUCUUGUUAUUGAUUUUAUAAGUAUAGAGGCUCAUCUAGGCUUGAGCAUUACAAGUAUGAUAGUUUUAAGUGCUGUAGUUUGUGACAUGAUUUUAGACGCUUCUUUAUAAAUGCACACUGAAAAAAAAAGAAAAAAGAAAGAAAAAAGUUGUUUUUUGACACACUUUGUUUCCACCUACACCUGCAGGGCCUGAACGCCGACGCUUGAAUACGUCACACGCUGCUGUUUUGCAAGCUGCUUAAUGUGGGUUAAAAUAAACCUCCAUUUCCUCCUGAAGAGUCAGAGUUCAGCUGCAGCUUGUGUGAAAGUCUCAGAGUCAGUCAGAAUGUCUGCCUUCUGCAUGAAGAUCCUCACCAUCCUUUGUCUCUGCUGCACGAGACUCAGCUCCUCAGAGAGUAAUGCCGUGGUCUGGAGAGACGUUGGAGGAUCUGUCACCAUCCAGUGCCGUUCUAAUACAGACCAGGACUGCCUGACUCUGAAGAAGGGUCUCAAUGACUAUGAAGUUUUCUACCAAGACAGAGAAUCAGACAACGGAAGGACUGCUGCUGAUUUCAAGAACAGACUUCAGUCCCAUGGAAAGUUCCCCAACCUGGACAUCCUCAUUAAGAAUCUGACCACAGUCGACAUGGGGCCAUAUUGGUGCGAGUACCAAAAGCUUGACCCAAGGUCCCUCAACCCAGUAAUAAAGAAAGACCAAGGGUCUAUACUCCUGGUGGUGAGAGAUGAAUCGAAGCAGUGUGACUCCUCCAGUAAGAGCCUCGUCCUGGUGUCAGUCGGGAUCUCGGCUGCUGUGCUGGUCUGCAUCAUCAUCGCCGUUUCCAUGUGGAUCCUCAAGGGGUCAUAACACCCAACCAGUGAGGUUUCAGCUGGCUCUCAAGACCAGGCAUCAGCGUACCACAGGGAAACCACAACGCAUCAACAACAACGACGUCUAUGAGGACAUGCGAGGAACAAUGAGACGCUGAAGACGCUGGCGUGCAAGAAGCCGACCUGAAACCUUGUAUCUGCACCAGACGUGUCAAGAGAUGCUAGAGAGGAAAUGCAGCAGCUCAGCAUUUCUUAGGUACAACAAGUACAACUUGCACCAGUACUGAAGAAUCAUAACUUUAUUACACAGCUCGAGUCUACAGCAGGAGGCUCACAUUUGCCUCAGUUCGUCUUUGAGUUUGAAGAUGUUAAAGCCUGAUGGGGCUGUGGACUGAAAAUGUAAAUAAGCCUUCAUUUGUACAUUAUUUUCUUGUAUUUGUUAUUGUGCAUGAAGGGCAUUUUUGCAGAUGAUGUAUUAAGUGAUAAAGACAUUGUAAAUUUUGUUACUGUAACUGUCAAUAAAAUAAAAUAAAAUGCAUUUUUC